AUGAGAUUUACGCAAAACGUGAAUCACUUGUCCGUAGCCUUGCGUGGAAUCAGGAGUCUAUCGUCCAAACAGUCCACAGUAGAUCCCGCCGAAGUGGCGAAGUUUGCAGCGACUGCAGCGAAGUGGUGGCACCCUGAUGGUUCGGCGGCCCCGCUGCACCGGAUGAAUCCCACUCGAGUUGCGUACAUUCGUUCUGUUGUCGAGCGAAAUAUGGUGAAUUUGCGUGGUCUGCAAGCCAUUCCACCAUCAUCGAAACCAUUGACUGGCAUAUCCCUUGUAGAUGUAGGGUGUGGAGGUGAGUUGGCGCAACAAUUCAGCAUCACAUGA
This is a messenger RNA of Chondrus crispus (carragheen), 327 nucleotides long. RefSeq lists its product as hypothetical. The transcript has a single exon. Bases 1 to 327 code for a protein of 108 amino acids. NCBI's taxonomy places the organism in Eukaryota, Rhodophyta, Florideophyceae, Gigartinales, Gigartinaceae. The record is from RefSeq and is a predicted model, not a curated record.